AUGGGUUCGUCUGCGAUCGGCACGAUGGCGACUCUAGCCGCGAGCGUGAUGCUUCUGACCUUGGUCACCGUCUCUCGAGCUGCUCUGGCCAGGACAGCGUUCGAGAAGCUGACCGACUAUGAUUACCGCGGGAACACGUAUUACAGCGUACGAAAUCUAUCGUUGUACGAGUGUCAAGGAUGGUGCAGAGAAGAGGCCGAGUGUCAAGCGGCGGCGUUCUCGUUCGUGGUGAAUCCUUUGGCGCCUAUGCAAGACACUCUCUGCCAGCUGCAGAACGAGACAUCGGCUACGAAUCCCGCGGCGCAGCCGCAGAGAGCCGUGAACAUGUACUACAUGACGAAGCUUCAGAUCAGAUCAGAGAACGUAUGCCUGCGACCAUGGUCCUUCGAACGUGUGCCGAACAAAAUGAUUCGCGGUCUGGAUAACGCACUGAUUUAUACAUCGACGAAGGAGGCUUGUCUCGCGGCUUGUCUGAACGAGCAUCGUUUCACUUGCCGUUCCGUCGAAUACAAUUACGUUACGCUCCAGUGUCACCUGAGCGACUCCGAUCGAAGAACAACCGGUCAGUACGUGCAAUUCGUGGACGCCCAGGGAGUCGAUUACUUUGAGAAUCUUUGCCUAAAAGGAAAAGAGGCUUGCAAAUCUCAAAGGAUCUUCCAGAUGCCCAGAAUCGGCGUGGCCGACGAUAAGGUCGCGCAGUAUGCUGGCUUGCACUAUUACACGGACAAAGAGCUCCAAGUUCAGAGCGAAUCCGCGUGCAGAUUGGCCUGCGAGAUCGAAAACGAGUUCCUUUGCAGAUCUUUCCUCUAUCGCGGCGCCCCUCAGGGAUCGGCUUACAAUUGCCAGCUGUUCCAUUUGGAUCACUGGACUCUUCCCGAUGGUCCCUCGGCGUACCUCAAUGCGGAAAGACCACUGAUCGAUAACGGAGAGAGGGUCGGGACAUAUUUCGAGAACUACUGCGAAAAGGGUGCAGGACCUGCCGCGGAUCCGCUUCCAGUUGUCUUCGAAACCACGGAAGAUCCUACGAUAAACAACCUCACGAGGAACGACAUAAAUUGCGACAAAACUGGUACCUGCUACGACGUGUCGGUGGACUGCAAGGAUACGCGGAUCGCCGUUCAGGUUCGCACCAACAAACCCUUCAACGGUCGUAUUUACGCCCUCGGUCGAUCGGAGACAUGCAACAUCGACGUUCUGAACAGCGAUCUUUUCAGGCUCGAUCUAACAAUGAGCGGCCAGGAUUGUAACACUCAGAGCGUGCGUGACGGUUUUCAGACUGGCAUCUACUCGAACACCGUCGUCCUUCAACAUCAUUCCGUGGUGAUGACCAAGGCCGAUAAGAUUUACAAGGUGAAGUGCACCUACGAUAUGUCCUCCAAAAACAUCACCUUCGGAAUGAUGCCUAUCAGGGACCCGGAAAUGAUCAGUAUCACCAGCGCGCCGGAAGCCCCUCCUCCGAGGAUUCGCAUCCUCGACAGCAGGUCCAGAGAAGUCGAGACUGUCCGCAUAGGGGACAAACUGACCUUCAGAAUCGAAAUCCCGGAAGACACUCCCUAUGGUAUCUUUGCUCGCAGCUGCGUCGCCAUGGCGAAAGACUCGAAGAGCACGUUCCAGAUCAUCGACGACGAAGGAUGCCCGGUCGAUCCAUCGAUUUUCCCCAGCUUUACCCCAGACGGAAACGCUCUUCAGUCCAUCUACGAGGCGUUCAGAUUCACUGAAUCCUACGGCGUGAUCUUCCAAUGCAACGUCAAAUACUGUUUGGGACCCUGCGAGCCGGCUGUCUGCGAAUGGGGACGCGAGUCGGUGGAAUCGUGGGGCAAGAGGCGUCGGAGGAGCAUCGCGAACGCGACGGAGGAGAAGGCGGAGGAUAUGACGCUGUCUCAGGAAAUCCUGGUUCUCGACUUUGGCGACGAGAAGCAGUCGGACUUCUUGAAGAGCGACGCUAGCAUAGACUUCAACGAAGCUGACAAAACGGUGACUAUCGUGGAGCCAUGCCCGACCAAGACAUCCGUGUUGGUUCUGGGAGUGACGUGCGCUCUCCUCGUUCUAAUCUACAUCUCCACGAUCUUCUGUUACUACAUGAAGAAAUGGCUUUCGCCUCGUAAAAUGAUGCCCUGA
This is a messenger RNA of Dufourea novaeangliae, 2118 nucleotides long. RefSeq lists its product as uncharacterized. NCBI's taxonomy places the organism in Eukaryota, Metazoa, Arthropoda, Insecta, Hymenoptera, Halictidae. The record is from RefSeq and is a predicted model, not a curated record. The transcript is spliced from 11 exons. Bases 1 to 2118 code for a protein of 705 amino acids.